Cercospora beticola is the source of this 1498-nucleotide messenger RNA. RefSeq lists its product as uncharacterized. The record is from RefSeq and is a predicted model, not a curated record. NCBI's taxonomy places the organism in Eukaryota, Fungi, Ascomycota, Dothideomycetes, Mycosphaerellales, Mycosphaerellaceae.
CAACACCACUGUGCCCCAGCCUACUUGAAGUCUCUCGUUUGCGUCUGACCACUGGCAUACCUGCUAUCACGGCACUUGGCUACAUCGACUGCAAUACCGUGAUCUCACUUCGGCAUGCUCGACAUGCUCCUUCUCCCUCUGCUGGCGGCUUCCGCGCUAGCAGCUCCACAGCAGACAACGCCAACAGGAGUGCGACCCCAAUUCAAAUCUGCAAAAUAUGUCGGCAACGUCACCGAUCCUAGUCUGGACAGAGACUCUUGCGGCUCCACACGCAUCGGCAGCCGAGCCUUCUGGACAUGCAGAGACACUAUGGCAUUUAUCAAUGGCGAAUCAAAAUUUCCCAUCUACAUGAAUACCGCAGCUUGGUCCCCUUUGGGUGCAGGCGUGGUAAGCAGUGGUCCUGUUGGAGCUGGAUCGACAGGAAAGAAUGCUAUUCUGCAAAUGUACGGCGAGCACAUCGAGUACUUCCCAGCCCAAGCCGAUAACUGCCCUGUGGGUCAUGGACAAUGCUCCGACGACUCCGGACGUUGGGUCUACUGGCCAAACAGCCAGCCGAUCGUCACGCAAGUGAGCUCGACACGGUUCACUGCCUACCAGUUCAUUGCGAAGUCGAAGAUCAAGGGUUUCAUGCCUGUCGGCGGCCCGCCAGCAUACAUGCUUUGGAAGCAAGUCUACACUGGCACAUCGGAUAAGAACAAAGUGCCCGCGGCAACAGUCGUGGCGCAAGCGUUUUGGAAGGCUGGCGAAAUCGGAUAUGGCGACUACGGCAAUGUUAUCCGCAAUGGCUACGCGUACUUGUACGGCAAGGUCAACGAUCCUGAUCCACCAGCUCUCGCACGAGUCAAGCUUGGCUACAUGGAGAACAAGAGCGCCUACGAAUACUACGUGUCGGGCAAAUGGGUGAAGACGAUGCCGAAGAUCACGGAUAGCGGCAUCAUCAUCCCAAACUGCGGAGCUGGCUGGCAAGGAACUUAUUACUACUCUGCGUUCUACAAGUCCUUCAUCUGGAUCGGCCAGAAAUACGGACAGCCUGUGGCCUGGUUCUACAUCUCGACCGCUCCAGCACCUGAAGGUCCUUGGGUUGAGCCAUACAUUCUGUGGAAGGGUCAAGAUGGUACUGGAUUUGUCGGAGCUUACACUUUGCAGGCAAACCCAGCAUUGCUCCCUUCUUCGGAUGCUUCCGAGAACGCCAUCUAUCUGACUUGGACCCAGCCUUACAAUAGUGGGCCAUACAUCACGCCCUUGGCGUACAUUGAGUUCCAAUAGAGAUCGGUGGGAUGGCAUGGCGUUGGUCGGACCCUCUUAUUAUGAGCGCGAUACCCAGAGAUACCCUCAGCGAUAGAUAGAGUAUGCAUUGUAGCAUUUAAUGGCAUUUUCGAACUUCACAUCUUCGUUCUGAGUCGCUUUUCCCGCUUCUUUCCUUGACUUCCCACUUCCAGCUCUGUGGAACUCGAAGGCCUGCCAGCUUGUUGCAUGGGAGAACAAUCGACCUCAUCCU